Molecule: messenger RNA, 1692 nt
Organism: Neospora caninum
Lineage: Eukaryota; Apicomplexa; Conoidasida; Eucoccidiorida; Sarcocystidae
Exons: 12
Coding region: 1-1692 (563 amino acids)
Biological process (GO): protein localization to membrane
Cellular component (GO): membrane
Source: RefSeq, a predicted model, not a curated record
AUGGAGGCCCGCCCUGUUUCGAGGGCUGGGGCGUAUGCCCAUCGUUUGUUCUCAAAACUAUCUUUCGUUUCCGCGUUUCUACUCCUCUCCUCUCUCUGUGUCGACGCCUACGUUCCCGGCAUCGCCCCUACAGAUUACAUAAGAGGUCAGCAAGUGGAAGUUCAGACUGCCUCCUUGCAGUCUGUGCAGGGCGUCCUUCCGGUUGACCCGUACCAAUCCAAUGCUCCCUUUUGUCGACCGGAGAAGAUUGAAGUGGAAGAGAACAACCUAGGGCAGAUUCUGCUUGCUGACCGAGUUAAAAACACGCCCUUCGAGGUGCAUCGCAUCGUCGGUUUCGAAAUCGUGCCGUACAGCAUCGAGCACAUCGAGACGCCGGACGGAUCGGUUUUGUGUGCCCCGCGGGAUUCUGGAGAGACAGGCUCUGGAGCCGCCCCGGAGCCGCCCAAAACGAGGGCCGCGUUGUCUGAGGAACCGUUCCUCCUCGGCAGUUCCGACAAGAUCUCCUUCACCUACGACGUGGUGUGGCAACACAGCAACACGCCCUGGUCGCAGCGCUGGGACGCGUACCUGAAGAAUGCGCGCGACAACCCAAUCAUCCACUGGUUCUCCAUCGUGAACAGCCUUGUCGUCGUCCUACUCUUGACCGGCAUCGUCGCGAUGAUUCUCCUCCGCGUCCUGUACCGGGACAUCGCAAAGUACAACGAACUCCUCGUCGACGAGGAAGAAGCGGAAGAAACCGGAUGGAAACUCCUCCACGGCGACGUCUUCCGGAAGCCUGCGCACUCCACCGUGCUGGCCGCCCUCGCGGGCUCGGGCGUUCAACUCGUUGGGAUGGCCUUCGUCACAGUCAUCUUCGCUGGCCUCGGCGUCUUCUCCCCUUCUUACCGGGGGAGCAUUCUUCAGGCCGUGCUGCUCCUUUGGACCUUCAUGGGUGCAGCGGCGGGGUACACCUCGGCAAGGUUGUACAAGAUGUUCAAGUCAACGAACUGGAAAAUGACAACCAUCCGGACUGCCCUCGUCUUCCCGGGGGUUGUCUUCGCUGUCUUCUUCUUGCUCAACCUCGUUCUGUGGAUGCAACGUUCGAGCGCUGCCGUGAGUUUCUCGGCUCUUGUCUUCCUCCUCUUGCUCUGGUUCGGCAUCAGCACACCUCUUGUGUUCCUGGGAGCUUAUUUUGGCUUCAAGCAACAGCCCAUCUCUUUGCCUGUCCGAAUCAACAAAAUUCCUCGACAGAUUCCACAACAGCCGUGGUUCAUGCAGCCCAUUCUGUCGUGCAUUGUCGGAGGAGCGUUGCCUUUCGGCGCCAUGUUCACCGAGUUGUUCUUCCUCUUUUCUUCCAUCUGGCAACACCGCUUCUACUACCUCUUCGGCUUUCUAUUUCUCGUUCUCGUCAUUCUAUGCGUCACGUGCGCCGAAAUCUCGAUAACAUUCGUGUACUUUCAGCUUGUCUGCGAAGACUAUCUAUGGUGGUGGAGGUCGUUCUUGUGUAGCGCCUCGAGCGGAUUCUAUGUUCUUCUCUACGCGGUGUAUUACUACCACUCUCGGCUCAAACUCACGCACGCCACCGGCGCUCUCAUCUACUUCGGCUACUCGUUCAUCAUGGCGUAUGCUUGCUUCAUUCUCACGGGUGCUAUCGGGUUUAUCGCAUCGUUUUUCUUUCUGAGGAAGAUCUACGGCUCCAUAAAGGUGGACUGA